Pogona vitticeps (central bearded dragon) is the source of this 1434-nucleotide messenger RNA. The record is from RefSeq and is a predicted model, not a curated record. NCBI's taxonomy places the organism in Eukaryota, Metazoa, Chordata, Lepidosauria, Squamata, Agamidae.
GGAAGUGGCGCAGGCCGAUCUAGGCUUCAAGCGUGGCGCGACUCGCUGCUCCGUCUUCCUGGGCGUGACGCAAAAAGGGACGGAAGCCGAGGAGGGUGGCGGAAAGGCUGGACGAGGGAGGCGGAAGAAGAACGUGGGGGAAGCGCCGGUGGAGGCGCAGCCGGGAUGGAAACGACAGACCGAGUCGACGCGUCGUAUACCAACAGCGUUCAAGUCUUGGAUAUGCCGAAGAAGAAGAAAAAGAAGAAAAAGAAAAGGAAAUUGGAGGCCCUUGAGAGAGAAACGGGCCAGCCGCCUGAGGAUGCCCCCCCUCUUCAUUCGCCCGUUUCUUCCGAUCCUCCCCCCUUAGUUUCUUGGCAAAUAGAUUCAGAGGAAAACCCGGUCCCUCGUAAGAAAUCUAAGAAGAAGACAGCCGAUAAAGAGAUCUCUGACUCCCAGGAUGACAGUCCUUGGAUUGCACUGGAGAAAGAGCUAAAUAGCGAGGUUAGAGUCGAUCUUGGGCACAAGAAGAAAAAGAAGAGGAAACGUCGGUCAAGCGAACAGGACGGCGUCCGUGAAAUCUGUGUCCCCGAGAAUCCAGAAGUAGCCACCCAUUUCCCUGAAGCGACUGAUGUGGAAGUUGCCGAGCAAGGAUAUGAGAGCCUUCCCUUAAAGAAAAAGAAGAAGAAAAAGAAGAAGAAGAAAGCAAAAGAAUUGUUAGCAGAGGAGGCAGAACGCAGCGAAAUCUCGAGCCUGAUGACAAACGGGAAGGCUGAUUCUGCAGGGGCGCAAAACCCUAAUCAGACUGACCACAGCGAUGCUGAAGGCAGCAUGGAGCUUUUCUCAUCCCCUCUGCUACUCCCCGAAACACAGCAGGACCCUCUUUUUGAGGAAGAGGAGAGUGGGGCGCCAGGAUCGGACCCUCCCGAUGUGGCCAACAGCUCCGUGGCGCCAAAGAAGGCGCGUAAGCGGAAAAAGAACCGGCGCAAACCACCCCGUGCCAAGGGUUCGCGCGCUAACGAAGACGACCUUGCCGCAGAGGAGAAUAACGCUCGGGAUGCGUUGAGUCCGACGUUGUGUGAGGAAAACCAUGGGUACAUUCUUGAUCCUGGAAAGGCAGGCUUGGGGAGUGGGGAAUAUAGAAUUUAUUUUUUAAUCUUUGACAUGGCAUGAUUCAGUUGUUUAAAGCAAUUCUUUUACAGUGGGACCCCCUUAUACACGGGAUCAGUUUCCACUUAUUUGAUUAUUCACGGUCUGAAAAUAUUAAAAUAUUAAAAGAAAUAUCAUAGAUAUAUCAUAGAAAUAAAUACAGUGAUACCUCGACUUAUAAACGUCUCCACUUACAAAUAUUUCGAGUUACGAAUGGCUCUGUUUGCUAAAUGCUGUACUGGGGGUCCCACCUGCACUGUGAUAACCAUGUUCAGUGGUGCCUUGCUUGACGAGGAUAAUCCGUUC